Molecule: messenger RNA, 2111 nt
Organism: Enhydra lutris kenyoni (northern sea otter)
Lineage: Eukaryota; Metazoa; Chordata; Mammalia; Carnivora; Mustelidae
Product: prolyl 4-hydroxylase subunit alpha 3
Exons: 13
Coding region: 16-1902 (628 amino acids)
Biological process (GO): peptidyl-proline hydroxylation to 4-hydroxy-L-proline
Cellular component (GO): endoplasmic reticulum
Molecular function (GO): iron ion binding; procollagen-proline 4-dioxygenase activity; L-ascorbic acid binding
Source: RefSeq, a predicted model, not a curated record
ACGCGAGAGCCGGCGAUGGGCCCCGCGGCGGGGCUGGUGGCUUUGCUGGCGGUGCUGGCGCUCCGAGCAGGGGACCCGGCAGGGGCCGCGGCGCGGGGGGACACGUUCUCGGCGCUGACCAGCGUGGCUCGCGCCCUGGCGCCCGAGCGCCGGCUGCUGGGGCUGCUGCGGCGCUACCUGCGCGGGGAGGAGGCGCGGCUGCGCGACCUGACCAGAUUCUAUGACAAGGUGCUUUCUUUGCAUGAGGAUUCGGCAACCCCUGUGUCUAACCCUCUGCUUGCAUUUACUCUCAUCAAACGCCUACAGUCUGACUGGAGGAAUGUGGUACAUAGUCUGGAGGCCAGUGAGAACAUCCGAGCUCUGAAAGAUGGUUAUGAGAAGGUGGAGCAGGACCUCCCAGCCUUUGAGGACGUGGAGGGAGCAGCAAGGGCCCUGAUGCGGCUGCAGGAUGUGUACAUGCUCAACGUGAAGGGCCUGGCCCGGGGCGUCUUCCAAAGAGUUGCUGGCUCUGCUGUCACUGACCUGUACAGCCCCAGGAGGCUCUUCUCCCUCACAGCAGAUGACUGCUUCCAAGUUGGCAAGGUGGCGUAUGACAUGGGGGAUUACUACCAUGCCAUUCCAUGGCUGGAGGAGGCUGUUAGUCUCUUCCGAGGAUCUUAUGGAGAAUGGAAGACAGAGGAUGAGGCAAGUCUAGAGGAUGCCUUGGAUCACUUGGCCUUUGCCUAUUUCCAGGCUGGCAAUGUUUCGUGUGCCCUCAGCCUUUCCCGAGAGUUUCUUCUCUACAGCCCAGAUAAUAAGAGGGUGGCCAGAAAUGUGUUGAAAUAUGAAAGACUUUUGGCAGAGAGCCCCAACCAGGUGGUAGCUGAGGCUGUCAUCCAGAGGCCCAAUGUUCCCCACCUGCAGACCAGAGACACCUACGAGGGGUUAUGUCAGACCCUGGGAUCCCAGCCUAUUCACUACCAGAUCCCUAGCCUUUACUGCUCCUAUGAGACAAACUCAAGCCCCUACCUGCUGCUCCAGCCCAUCCGGAAGGAGGUCAUCCACUUGGAGCCCUAUGUUGUUCUCUACCAUGACUUCAUCAGUGACGUGGAGGCUCAGAAGAUUAGAGGGCUUGCAGAACCGUGGCUACAGAGAUCUGUGGUGGCAUCAGGGGAAAAGCAGUUGCCAGUGGAGUACCGCAUCAGCAAAAGUGCCUGGCUGAAGGACACCGUUGACCCCCUGCUGGUUACCCUUGACCAUCGCAUUGGUGCCCUCACGGGACUUGAUGUCCAGCCUCCCUAUGCAGAGUAUCUCCAGGUGGUGAAUUAUGGAAUUGGCGGUCACUAUGAACCUCACUUUGACCAUGCUACGUCACCAACCAGCCCCCUGUACAGAAUGAAGUCUGGGAACCGAGUUGCAACAUUUAUGAUCUAUCUGAGCUCUGUGGAAGCUGGAGGAGCCACUGCCUUCAUCUAUGCCAACUUUAGCGUGCCUGUGGUCAAGCACUGUUUUGGUGGAAUCUGCAUAGGAGUGGUGAAGGGGAUGGUGACACACUUCAUGCUGGUUGUCCUGUCCUGGUGGGAGAUAAGUGGGUGGCCAACAAGUGGAUACAUGAGUAUGGACAGGAAUUCCGCAGACCCUGCAGCUCAAGCCCUAAAGACUAAAAUGUUGGCAGAGAGAAGCUGGUGGAGUCCUGGGACUUUCCAGAAAAGCCGGAAGCCAAAGGCAAGCCUAGGAGAGGAGAAAGGAGAGCUAUCUUCUGGAGGAAGACCUUGUCAGCAUUGCUUGUUUCUUACAAAAGGAGUGGUCUGUACCAGGGAAUAUCUGAGAAUUCUUCUCAAACCAUCAGUCAGAGUAGAUGGGCAAUACAAAGAAGGGGUUGAGGCCAGAGGGAGAAGUUUUGGGGGCUCAGACACUCUAUGAUGGAAACGGAAUAUAGCAACAGUCCCUGGGGUUUGAUCAAUGGAGUUUUUGCCACUUUGAGCCUUGACCACAGCAGCCCAGAAGUGGCAAUGAGGACACCUGCAGGAGGGGGCUAGCCUAACUCCCAUGGCUUUCUGCCCUUCUCCCCACUGAAUUCUCUUGAAGACUGAGCCGGGACUUUCUCUGUAGGAGUGUACCUCAUAGGAUUU